Messenger RNA from Penicillium antarcticum, 1392 nucleotides. RefSeq names its product putative UDP-galactose transporter. Bases 1 to 1392 code for a protein of 463 amino acids. The transcript has 4 exons. Gene Ontology annotation, biological process: pyrimidine nucleotide-sugar transmembrane transport. Gene Ontology annotation, molecular function: UDP-galactose transmembrane transporter activity. The record is from RefSeq and is a predicted model, not a curated record. Gene Ontology annotation, cellular component: Golgi membrane. NCBI's taxonomy places the organism in Eukaryota, Fungi, Ascomycota, Eurotiomycetes, Eurotiales, Aspergillaceae.
AUGGCGGAUCGCGCUCAACGUCAGCCCUCUGGGCUGCGGGCUGUAGCUAAUAACGCACCGUGGGUUCUGCUGACCGCGGAGUCUACUGCGUUUGUGCUGCUUGCCCAUUAUUCUCGAGUUAUGCCCCCCGCCGGCGGGAAACGCUACCUUACAUCUACGGCCGUCUUCCUAGUCGAAGUUGUCAAGCUGGCCAUCUCCCUCACAAUGGCCCUCUAUAACGUUUCGAAAACCGCUCCUCCCUCCAUGCCCGCCACCUCCCUUUUCUUCUCUCUCACAAGCGCGGUAUUCUCCGGCGAUAGCUGGAAAAUGGCUAUCCCGGCUGGUCUAGACGUCUUGUCUAAUUCGCUUCUCUACAUUGCGCUGUCGAACCUGCGCGCUGCGACGUUCCAGGUUACUUUCCAGCUGAAAUUCUUUACAACGGCCAUCUUCGGUCUGAUGCUUGUGAGACGGAGUAUUACAGCCCGGAAGUGGGGCCUGCUCCUGUUGCUCGUGGUCGGCGUGGCGUUGGUGCAGAUCCCCGAUGCAAGCACUGAGCAGAUGCUGCAGGAUGACCAUGCGAACCACUAUUUCCCUCGUUCGCUGGAGGAGUGGAAGGCUGUCAAGCAAGGCUCCGGCUCUGGCAACUCUGGCAGUAGUCUACACAAGCGGUCUGCCACGUACGAGGGUAUCGAAGAGGAUAUCCUUACUGCUGACCCGCAUCUGAACUCGACUAUUGGCCUCCUUGCAACUAUCGGUGCAGCUUUGGCUUCUGGGCUGGCUAGUACUUACUUUGAGAAAGUGCUCAAGGACAGCUCGAGCCAUAUCUCGUUGUGGGUUCGCAAUGUGCAGCUGGCUGUUUACUCUAUCUUCCCUGCUCUCUUCAUUGGAAUUGUUUUCCGUGAUGGCGAGAAAAUUGCCGAAGAUGGCUUCUUCCAGGGUUACAAUUGGGCGGUGUGGUCUACCAUCGCUAUCCAGGCUCUUGGUGGCAUUUUCUCAGCCUUUUACGUCAGCCAUGCGCAGAAGGAUGCAAGGAGUUUGGCGACAACCGUCAAUAUUAUCCUGAGCAUUAUCGGGAGUGUUUGGUUCUUUGAAUUUGAGCUUACUGCAAGCUUUCUCCUGGGCUCGGCUGCAGUGCUGGUAGCAACCCACUACUACGGCAACCCAAGCUUCACUCCCACAGUCGGCGGCUCUCGCCCGCCUCCAAUUCGUGUCGACACGUACGAAAAGGACGUCGGAGAACCCGACGGCUCCCCUGUCGUUCCCACAUCCAACGAAUUUUCUAUCAAACUUCCAACCACUCCAUUCCUAUCAGACGGUGUGUCAUCAUCUCGUCCGACUUCCCCAGCGCCAGGCCACGCUAGGUUAAGCUCUAGCCGGAAUGUAAGUACAAGCAGCUAUUUCGACGAGAAAUAA